Colletotrichum scovillei is the source of this 2415-nucleotide messenger RNA. RefSeq lists its product as uncharacterized. The record is from RefSeq and is a predicted model, not a curated record. Gene Ontology annotation, cellular component: cytoplasm; nucleus. The coding region runs from base 654 to 1973 and encodes 439 amino acids. Lineage: Eukaryota; Fungi; Ascomycota; Sordariomycetes; Glomerellales; Glomerellaceae. The transcript has 6 exons.
CUAAUGAACAUUCGGCGGUUUCGGUUAAAGCCCGCCAGCAGUGGGCCUAUCUUCAAGAUCUGUGAUUGGACACGGUCGCGAGCCAAUAGAAUCCCGGAUCGACGACCUGGGCAUGCCUGCCCCGCUGCCGUCGGUGACACUUGGGUCAUGCCCCACAUCGAUACCUCGAUUUGACUUUCCAAGCAGGUCAGUCACCCCCACCUUCUCUAUCAGAAGCGUCGCUGGUUGAGGUGCACCUUUCCAUUGGUUUCCGGCCAGGCCAACGAGCGCAUCAUCCGCAUUUUACUUACAUACGCAAUCCCAUCUGCGCAUCUUCUACGGAUGCCACGGCAGCCCAUUCUUUGUCACAGGCUUCUUACCAAUACAACUCUGUUCACCAGCACACAACAACCCCAGUGCAACGGGGAAUUACAUACCUUACACUACCGACGAUCGGACUUUAGCUUCCCGGUCCCGACCUGUGAAUCACCUUUGGCCCCGCUAUCGUGCUUCGUUGAAUGUUGGAUCAUUGGCAGACCUGCAACGGUAUCGACUUUCAGCGCAAGAGGUGCAUGCCUUGGCCGUCCAUGAUCUCGAACACUCGGCAGUCGCCCAUAUUCCAGCUCUACAACCCUCCCAGCAACCAACGCCCGUCUUGAGUUACGUCACGCGAGAUGGAUACCCCUACAUGCCCCCCGCCGCGGGACGACCGCGAGAAGGAGAUUCUCGAUAAGCUGGUUACGAUCCGCGACAGACUUCUGCUCCUGAAGCAGGAUCGUACCACCUAUAUUCGGAGCCAGGACGUUCUCCCGCUCUACGAAGAGACGAUCGAGCAGGUUCGCCUGCUCAAUGAAGCCCGGACGUCUGACCGAAGGGAGGAGAAUAGAGUGGACAGAGUCUUGGAGAGCUGCUUCCAACUGCUUUCGCUCUUUUUCAUGACCAUCGGACGAAACAACGAAGCUCCAGCAGCCUAUGCCCUGACCUCGACCGUCCGAAGAUUGUUGGACCACCUCACCGAAGUCGACUUGUAUUCCAUCAAGGACUUGGAAAGCAUCUCACACACCCUGACAAAGCUCGAGCAGAAUGUCAAGACUACCGAGACCGAGUACCCUCCAUAUCUCAUCACCCUACUUUCGAACCGACUGGAGCUCUGUGACAAGUCUCUGGCAAACCUUCGGAAGCGAUUGGAGCGAUUCGAGGAUCCCCUGCCAAAGACAUAUGAGAAGCUGAUCUCUAUCCUGAGAUCCAUGUCUCUGGCGAACACCAGAACAAAGUUCUCGCCAUCAGAGGUCCAGAAGCUGCAAGCUCAAUUGCGGGAGAUCGAGGAGAAGAGACAGGAGGGCAAGCUGCUGACUGCGGACGGAAAGACGCCCGGCGGAUUUGAUGAGGUGACCGCUUUGCUGGAGAAAUGCCUCUUGUGGUCUGAUUUCGUUCUUCAGAGGAAAGGAGUGAUUCCCGACUCUUUCAAGCCAACGUACGACAUCUUGUUCCGCAUUCGCAACGAGUUGGAGAAACUUUCGAUCACGCAAGCAUGGUCCCUUCGUGAAGCGGAUCUCUUUGACUUCCAGAGACAGUUGGACAAGAUCGACGAGAGCCGAAUCGACGGCAACUGGGUGGAUGACGAAGGCAAGCCUGCAGAGCUCUACGUUCAGCGUACGAUGCUCUAUCUUAUCAGAAGAAGCUACGCCUACAUCUACUCGUUGAUGAUUUCGUCAGAGCCCGUUUCCGAAGCCUUGCUGCCGAUCUACAACCAGCUCCAAACACUCAAGCGAUGUCUCAUCGAGGUCAAGAACAGCGGCGGUGUGCAAUCCGUGAGGGAGCUGUACCCUUACAGCAUGAAGCUGCACUCGAUUGACAACAUGCGUCAAGACGGCAAAUUCAUGAUCAACGACGAUAUCCCGGAAGGGCAGGGCAGUGUAACGGAGCUUCUUGCUGAAUGCUUCGAGCUCAACUAUGAGCUCAGAGUCGCUGCUGAAGAGCAAGCCGAGGCUUGAUGACGAUAAGGAAGGGACCUGUUUUGUUUGGCGUAAACGGAUUAGCGAUUUGUAUCAUGUCGGUCUCUGUGUGGUUUCUCUUCUGGCCAGUGAAACUGUGAUGGACGCAGUUCAAUGGGAAAUGGUUAAACGGGACGAGGCAAACUCAAGUGUACUCAAUUAUGGACCAAUGACAUGAUUUCUUUCCACAUUUGCGAACCUGAGCUCGGGGCCCCCUCUCUGCCAGAGAUCGGAUGGCACAUCAGAUAGCGACAGUGUGAUGGUCAGGCGCUGCUCCCAACUCACGGGGGUCUGAAGUACAUCAGACCUUGUAGCACGCCAAUUCUGUCACAUAAAUAUCAUGGAGUGGCCAUGACCAGACUUAGAUGCUACACCGGGAGACUAUCGAGACCGUAGCUCCCUGUUGCCAACUAUGCAUGCCUCUUGAGAAUGCCCAGGCUUU